ACUCCUUCCCCAUUUCAAAUUCACUCACCAACAUCAAUAUUAAUCUCUUCAAUGGCGGCUUUGCAUGAGGACACACUCCUCCUCUUUACCUUAUUCCUCCUUUUCCACCCUUCCUUCUCCAUACUUGGAAACAAUAUUACAGAUGAGCAAGCAUUGCUAGCUUUCAAAGCCGGUCUGAUAUCAGAUCCAUUUCAACUCACAGCUUCAUGGAAUGAGUCUACCAGCUUCUGUGAAUGGGCUGGAAUAACUUGCGGCCACAAACAUCAAAGAGUUGUACAAGUUAACUUGAGCUCAAGCAAUCUCCAAGGCUCAUUGUCACCCGCAAUUGGGAAUCUAAGUUUUCUUAGGGUGAUUUUGCUCCAAAAGAAUAGCUUGACCGGCAUAAUUCCUAGUGAGAUAGGUCGUUUAUCACGGCUACAAAUGUUAAGCCUCGCAAACAAUUCAUUUUCCGGUGAAAUACCAAAGAACAUAUCACAAUGCCGGCUUCUGAACAGUAUUCAACUUGGUGGUAACAAUUUAACAGGCAAACUUCCAGUGGAGUUCCAAUCUUUGUCUAAGCUUCAACUCAUGUACGUUUACCGGAACAAGUUAACAGGAAGGAUACCUCCACAAUAUGGCAACCUCUCCUCGCUCAUUCACUUCGCUGUAGAUGAAAAUAAUCUACAAGGAGAUAUCCCAAAUGAUUUUGGUAAGCUAAAAAGUUUGGGGUAUAUCUCAUUCCGCAGCAACAACCUUUCUGGUAUGGUUCCUGUAUCUUUAUUGAAUCUGUCAUUAGUGAAAAUUGACCUUCAAAGCAAUCAAUUUGAAGGGUCUCUGUCUCUUCCUCCAAAUUUGAGUGGCACAGGCACAUUUCCAAGACUAGAGUUUUUAAGUGUUGCCCACAAUCGCUUUAUUGGCCAUAUUCCACUUUGGCUAUCAUAUGCUCUUAACAUUGAAGUGAUUGAACUUAGCGAUAACUAUUUUACGGGAGAAGUGCCAAAUUUUGGAAGUUUAAAGCACUUGAGGAUCCUUUCAUUCUAUGAAAAUGAGCAUCUUGGAAGUGAAAAAUCUAGAGACCUGAGAUUUUUGGCACCCCUAACCAAUUGUACUGAUUUGCAGUAUCUUGAUUUUGGUGGUUGUAAUUUUGGAGGAGAUCUACCACCAUAUAUUGCUAAUAUCUCAAAUCUCAACACUUUUAAUAUUGGAGAUAACUAUAUAAGUGGGAAGAUCCCUACCGAGAUUUGUCAACUCAUCAACUUGGAACGAUUAGUGUUGAUGGAUAACCAGUUGAGUGGAAUUAUUCCAAACACUAUAGGGAAACUUCCAAAAUUGUUUCUGUUGAUUCUUGAGAGGAAUAAAUUGCUAGGAAAAAUUCCAUCCUCAUUAGGAAAUGUUACUAUGUUAAGUGUCCUCACUAUAUCUUCAAACAAUUUACACGGGGUUAUACCAUCUAGUCUAGCCAACUGCAAGUUCUUACUUCAUAUAGACCUUUCUGCAAACAGUCUUAGUGGUUUCAUUCCAAAAGGAUUGUUUUAUUCAAAUUGGGGACUGGUACAUUUAGACAUCUCACACAACAAUUUAACAAGCCCUCUCCCUUUAGAGAUAGGCUUAAAAAGUUUGACUUUUUUGAAUUUCUCAAACAAUCACUUUUUUGGUGAAAUUCCUAAAAGUUUUAGGUUUUUGUCAAGUGUUGAAACCUUAGAUCUUUCUUCUAAUCACCUCUCAGGGGAAAUCCCAAGCUUUCUGGCAAACCUUAGUUCAUUAACACACCUUAGCUUGUCAAACAAUGAUCUAGAGGGAGAGGUACCACUUGAAGGAGUUUUUGGAAACAAAAAUGGUGUUUUCCUUGAUGGUAAUAGUAAGUUGUGUGGGGGUAUUCAGGAGUUACAUUUGCCAAAAUGCACCACAAAAGAAAUAUCGAAAAAAUCCAGGAUGUCCCUCAGAUUGAAGAUGGGAAUAUCUAUUUCCUGUGGAAUUUUGGGUUCAGUUUUGGUGGUUCUCUUCAUAUGGACUUAUUUGCAUAGAAGAAGAAACAAGAGCAUUUCAUUGGAGAGCCAAACAACAAAAGAGUUGAAGCCUAUGGUGUCUUACAGGAGCCUACACAAUGCAACCAGUGGUUUCUCACUAGAAAAUUUAAUUGGUUCUGGGAAGUUCAGUUCAGUGUACAAAGGCAAUCUAGAUGAACAAGAAAAAGUCGUUGCUAUAAAAGUAAUCAAAUUGCAAGUGAAAGGAGCUUCAAAGAGUUUUAUAGCAGAGUGUGAGGCAUUGAGGCAUAUUAGACAUCGGAAUCUAGUAAAGGUUGUAUCGUCCUGCUCCAGCAUUGAUUACCAAGGCAAUGAUUUCAAGGCAAUUAUUUAUGAGUACAUGGAUGAGGGAAACCUGGAAACUUGGCUGCAUCAUCAUUCAAAAGAAAAUGACCAAAACAAUGAGUGCACAAAUUUGAGCUUGUUGGAAAGAGUAAAUAUCGGAAUUGAUAUUGCUUGUGCACCUCACUAUCUUCAUGUUGAGUGUGGAACACCUUUAGUUCAUUGCGAUCUCAAACCAAGUAAUGUUCUAUUGGAUUGUGACUUGAUUGCUCAUGUAAGCGACUUUGGAUUGGCAAGGUUUCUUCCAGAGGCUGCACAUACGAGUUCUUUGGGAGUUAAAGGGACUGUUGGAUAUGCUGCUCCAUAGUAUGGCAUGGGAAGUGAAUUCUCAACAUUCGGCGAUAUGUAUAGCUAUGGAAUACUCUUACUGGAGAUUUUUACGGGUAAAAGUCCCACCAAUGAUAGCUUCAUUGAUGGUCUAAAU
Molecule: messenger RNA, 2769 nt
Organism: Ipomoea triloba (trilobed morning glory)
Lineage: Eukaryota; Viridiplantae; Streptophyta; Magnoliopsida; Solanales; Convolvulaceae
Product: probable LRR receptor-like serine/threonine-protein kinase At3g47570
Exons: 2
Coding region: 52-2652 (866 amino acids)
Biological process (GO): protein phosphorylation
Cellular component (GO): plasma membrane
Molecular function (GO): protein binding; protein kinase activity; ATP binding
Source: RefSeq, a predicted model, not a curated record